UCUAAAUGGACGUCUCUCACAAAGACUACCUCAUCUCAGCCUUCCACCAAGUCCUUGGCGUGGUCACACUCCUCGUUUGCCUCCUCACCGAGGUCUCCAUCUUCGCCUCCGACCGCCAUGGGGCAAUGUACCUCGUCCCUCUAUGCUCAAUCCUCCUCCUUUACGGCCAUCGCCGGCAUGCGGGCACCACUGGCAUCAGCCUGGUAGACUUCUCCUGCCUGAAACCACAACGACGGCUGCGAACACCCAUCCCAAAGUUCAUCGAGCACAUCAAACUCGGGGGCUGCUUCGAAGACGAUGGCGUCGAGUUCAUGUCCAAAGCUGUUGUGGCGUCGGGCAUGGGCGACGAGACCUACUUCCCGCCGUCGCUGCACCUGAUUCCGCCGGACGCGACGCACGGCAACGCUGUGCAGGAGGCGCGCAUGCUGCUGCUCCCGACGCUCGACGAGCUAUUCGGCAGGACCGGCGUGCCGCCCACCGCCGUGGGGGCGCUCAUCGUCAACUGCAGCGGGUUCUGCCCGGCGCCCUCCCUGGCGGCGAUGGUCGCCAACCACUACCACAUGCCCAGCGACGUCAAGACGUUCAACAUCUCCGGCAUGGGCUGCUCCGCGGGCGUCGUCGGCGUCGACGUCGCCAGGAACAUCCUCAUCACCCACCCGACCAUCGCGUACGCCGUCGUGGCCAGCACGGAGGUGAUCACGGUCGGGUGGUACAACGGGAGAGACCACAGCAAGCUGCUCCUAAACUGCACGUUCCGCAACGGCUGCUCCGCCGUGCUGCUAGCGAGGAGCGGGCACGGCAUGGCGGCUCCGACGCCGCCGCCCAAGUACCGGCUCCUCCGCCUUGUGCGCACGAACCUCAUCGCCAACGACGACGGCUACCACUCCGGCUACCGCGAGGAAGACGACGAGGGCAUCACCGGCUUCAACGUGGCGCGAGGCGUCGGCGGCGCGUUCGAGGAGGUCCUGCGCGCGCACCUCGCCUCGCUGGGCAUGUCCGUCCUGCCGUGGCGGGAGAAGCUGCGUUACGCGACGGGGUUCGUGCUGUCGCGGCUGCAGAAAACACCAGCAGGUUACCAGCAGCUGGUCCCCAACUUCGGAGCGGCGGCAGAGCACUUCUGCCUGCCGACGACGUGGGCGCCGAUGAUCCGGAGGCUCGGGCAGGGGAUCGGGCUGGGAGAGAAGCAGAUGGAGGCGGCGCUCAUGACCUACCACCGGUUCGGGAACCAGUCGGCGGCGUCGCUGUGGUACCAGCUCGCCUACCACGAGGCCAAGGGGUUGGUCCGGAAGGGAGACAAGGUGUGGCAGCUCGGCGUGGGGACUGGCCUGAAGGUGAACAGUGCGGUAUGGGAGCGUGUCGCUGCCGACGAGGACGACCUCGCCGGUGUCGGGCGAGAUGGGAAGAGUGCAGGACCGGCGGAACGGCAGGGGCCGUGGAUGGACUGCAUCCACAGGUACCCUGUUUGGGACUGAAAAACUUGCAACUCUGGUGGCGAUGGUCACAGUUAUUUGUUUCUUUUAUUUGCCAAUGAUGGCACACAUAUAGUCUUGGUGUUCCACAAUGUUAUUCCAAAAUAUGCCACAAUAAUAUCCUUCUUAAUUGACAA
Messenger RNA from Panicum virgatum (switchgrass), 1606 nucleotides. Its product is annotated as 3-ketoacyl-CoA synthase 4-like. Gene Ontology annotation, molecular function: acyltransferase activity, transferring groups other than amino-acyl groups. Gene Ontology annotation, biological process: fatty acid biosynthetic process. The transcript has a single exon. The record is from RefSeq and is a predicted model, not a curated record. NCBI's taxonomy places the organism in Eukaryota, Viridiplantae, Streptophyta, Magnoliopsida, Poales, Poaceae. The coding region runs from base 6 to 1472 and encodes 488 amino acids. Gene Ontology annotation, cellular component: membrane.